Molecule: messenger RNA, 525 nt
Organism: Angiostrongylus costaricensis
Lineage: Eukaryota; Metazoa; Nematoda; Chromadorea; Rhabditida; Metastrongylidae
Source: the annotation of a GenBank genome assembly
UUGAUAUUUAAGGAGGAAACUACUCUAGGGUUUAAUUUGGCGCUGGUAUUAGAUCUAAAUUAUCAUUCCUGUGCUCUCUGCAUAGUGAAUCCACAAGCUUGUCCUAACCCUGAAUGGUACACGAAGUUCUGCCUACUCCUGAAUGAAAUGUAUACAGUGAGCCCAGACGAGAAUUCCAACCUGAAAAUGAAUGGUUUGCGAUCCAGAAUGCAGCAACACGCUCAAAACUUGGCCACACAAUCGGACGAUGUGGGACAAAGACUUCCAGUCAGACAAGAAUCACGAGCAACCGUCGCAAUGUUGGCACCAGCAGUUCACAUUAUGCAUCAGGUUUGGAAAGGCAUGGCGUGGGUGACUGAUGGAAUUGAAGACGACGAAGAAGACUCUCGACUGUACCAGAAGAUGGAGCAGCCUUCUCGCAGUGUGAUCGUAAAGCGGUUGUCUACCAUUGUCGAGACGAGCUCAGUUGCUCGAGAAGUGGUUGGUGAGAUCAUUCAUUGGCAUGAUUUGCACCGUAUUCUCUAA